GUACCGGUGGGGAAAUAUUGUUGACGAGGCGAGAUAGCAUUUUAUUGCUGAGCAUAACUGUACAAAAUAGCACUAGGGACAAGAGCCUUGGAUUUCACAGAUCAUCACGCUGCAAGUCUCCGUCUGCAGUCCCUACAAAGCAUGUACAAGCCACAACUGAGAAAUCAGAGAAACCCCACUUGAAAGAAACUGCUCAAGAACAGCCACAUUUUUGCCCAAACCUGAUGGAUAGGAGGCUCUUUGCUUCAUGGACAACUCUAGAAGAUGAUUCACUUGAAAGACGAAUGACCAUACCCAGUUUCUUUCACAGUGGUUACUGUCUGCCUAGGAGUAUUCGCUGGGAAGGAGACGAUGAUUUAAAUAGUAUGCCAAAUGUAGUUCAUGGAGGACAAUCAAGUCCCUAUAUUAUAGAGAUUAACGAGAGAUGGGAAUGGCUUGGUCUUGAUAUAAGGGGGCCAUUCUCUAUCACAACGCGCAGGCAUACACAUAUUAUGACUCUUACUGACUACUAUUCCAAAUGGGUGGAGGCUUUUCCUCUGACGCACAACAUGAUCCAAGAUGCAGCGGUGUUUCUUGCAGAAGUCAUCCGUCAGCUGGGAUACCCGCUGGCAGUCCUCUCGCGAUUUCCAAAACAGCUUCUUAUAGAGAUUAAUAAUGAACUAGAAAAACAAAUAAACAUAAACACAAGCUUCCUGGUUAUACACCACUGCCAAACAGGAUACUUAGAUCUGGUCACCGAGUCUCUCCUGAACAAGCUGAUAUAUGAUCUGGUAAAGAAAUAUGCAGACACCUGGCACAUCUACCUGCCUGCUGCAUGUCUACAGCUGUGUUGCACAGAGCAUCCCACAACCGGCAAGAAGCCCUUUACAGUCAUGUACCGUAAUGGCCCUCCAUCCUUCUCUUCAUACAGAGAACUGCCUUACAGUGAGUCUGAUAUUCGCCUGAGUUCCUUUGUCAUUGCACCUGUUGAUGCCAGCAAUCGAAAUACCUCCAAGUGUUACAGUGCCCAAUCUAGUCUGCUUAGUUAGAGAAGAACAGUCAGAGCAGAAGCCCAUUUCAUCAAGUCAACUGUGAAAGUGUAAACCUGGUCGAUAUUGCCAAAAAUUUUAUUUUUCUAUAUUUAGUGAAUUGUGAUAUCUAUCAUGACAUAGAAUUUCAUAACACUGUCACAGUUUUAAAGAAUAUUCUAAAUAAUACAGACUGAAUAAAUGAAAUGCUAAUUACUAU
Molecule: messenger RNA, 1227 nt
Organism: Pangasianodon hypophthalmus (striped catfish)
Lineage: Eukaryota; Metazoa; Chordata; Actinopteri; Siluriformes; Pangasiidae
Exons: 10
Coding region: 225-1028 (267 amino acids)
Biological process (GO): DNA integration
Molecular function (GO): nucleic acid binding
Source: RefSeq, a predicted model, not a curated record